AGCGAGCGAGAGAGAGAGGAGGGGGAAGAGAAAGAGAGCGAGCGCUCAUCUCCAUACAGUCACAGUGAACUGCGGGGGCCGUCGGAGCGGUCCUUGAGAGCGGAAAGAGCCGCUUAAGUUGGAUUUGAAUCUAACUAAUAUCGACUUUCAACAAUUGCUUUUCAUUUGUUUUCGCCCUUUAUCCUGCGGAAUUGGACGCUGGGAACUUUCUGUGGAGUUUGGAAAGCCAGACCCAUUCUUCUAUCCGACAUGGACUGUCUGAGAGCCGCUUCAGAAAGCGACUGACCGGUGUUCAUUCACUCUUCACGGGAAUGCAGGCGUGAACUUGCUCACGGGGACUUAAUUUUUCUUUUAUUAUAAUUAAAUGUUUGAUGAAGUGCUUCAAAGUUUUGGCCAAUUAUCGGACGCGGUGGAUUUAUCCGUCUCAGGCGCGACAAGACGCUCGUGGUCCCGGGUCGAAGACAAGAGGGGUGUUCGCUGGUAAAGUUGCGGGGAAAACAUGGAGACUGUAAGUCGGCAGAGCUUCCAGCCUCAUCCGGGACUGCAACAAACUCUCAAGCAGUUUCACCUCAGCUCUAUGAGCUCUCUAGGGGGGCCGGCCGCCUUUUCUGCCCGCUGGCAACAUGAGCUUCUUUUCAAGAAGGACGGGAAGGAGCCCGAGCCGGUCCUGCAGCAUCUGCCGCCGCCAGUGAUGCCCGGGCCGCUCUUCAUCCCGUCGGACCGCUCCACGGAGAGGUGCGAGACGGUCCUGGAAGGAGAGACCAUCUCGUGCUUCGUGGUCGGAGGGGAGAAGCGGCUGUGUCUUCCCCAGAUCCUCAACACGGUGCUGCGGGACUUCAGCCUGCAGCAGAUCAACUCUGUGUGCGACGAGCUGCACAUCUACUGCUCCCGGUGCACCGCCGACCAGCUGGAGAUCCUCAAAGUCAUGGGGAUCCUGCCCUUUUCGGCGCCCUCCUGCGGCCUCAUCACCAAGACGGACGCCGAGCGGCUGUGCAACGCGCUCAUCUACGGGGGCGCGUAUCCGCCUCGCUGCAAGAAGGAGGCAAGCAGCGGAGGAGCGCUGGAGCUGGAGCUCACCGAGAGGAGCUUCAAAAUCUACCACGAGUGCUUCGGCAAGUGCAAGGGCUUGUUCGUUCCCGAGUUGUACACCAGCCCCAACGCAGCGUGCAUCCAGUGCAUGGACUGCAGACUCAUGUACCCCACGCACAAGUUCGUGGUGCACAGCCACAAGGCGCAGGAGAACAGGACUUGCCACUGGGGCUUCGACUCGGCCAACUGGAGGGCCUACGUACUCCUGGGCCAGGAUUACACGGGCAAGGAGGAGAAGAGCCGCCUGGAGCAGCUCCUGGACGAAAUCAAGGAGAAGUUUGAUUUCGCCAACAAGUACAAGAGGAAACUAUCGUCCAGGGUGCCGGAUCCCAUUCCAGUCAAAAAGCUCAAACAUGAAGACAUCCCAAUACAAUCCCCUUUGGCUGACAAGGAGAAGCAGCAUGACUGGCUCCAGUCCCUCUCCAACCCCAAUAAGGGCUUCAACUGCAUUCAGCCGAGACAGAGGCCGUCAGCUUUUCGACCCUGGUCGCCGCACAUCUCUGCCGGUGAUAAGGGACUCUCCAUUCACCCCCUCGCUCUGCUAAGAGACAACUUCUACAACUACAAGAGCCUGGAGAAUGCUGUGGCCCCCAACGUUGCCCUCACACCACUGCCCCUGGGAAAGGUGGGCCCGAUGUCCCCGUCAGUCCCCAGCACGUCGCACCCGAGCGGAGGGGAACCCCCGGGCGAGGGCGCCAACGCCAGCUCGAGACCACGCAAGAGAAGAGUCACAGGGGAGUUCCAGCCUCCAGCACCUGAAGGUGCUUGCUCCCUUACCUCCACUGCCAGCAAGCCAGCUCAGGAUGACUCAGAGGUGGAGAUUGAAGUGGAGAGCCGUGACGAGUUCACAUCAUCCUUGUCCUCCCUGUCGUCACCAUCGUUCACUUCAUCCAGCUCAGCCAAGGACCUGAGUUCACCCAGCGUUGUCGGCCCCAUCUGCAACGUGACGACAGAGGGCGUUACUCCGGUGGCUGCUCCCGUCUCGGCCCCCAUGCCCCCUCCAGAACUGGGGCUGGAGUCCGAGUUGGAGAGCCUGCGGCAGGCGCUGGACCAUGGGCUGGACUCCAAAGAGUCAAAGGAGAAGUUCCUGCACGAGAUUGUUAAGAUGAGGGUUAAGCAAGAGGAGAAGCUGGGAUCCGCCCUGCAGGCCAAACGCAGUCUUCAACAGGAGCUGGAGUUCUUGCGCGUCGCAAAAAAAGAGAAAUUGCGAGAGGCGACCGAGGCCAAGCGAAAUUUGAGGAAGGAAAUCGAGCGCCUGAGAGCUGAGAGCGAGAAGAAGAUGAAGGAAGCCAACGAGUCGCGGAUCCGUCUGAAGCGAGAGCUCGAGCAGGCCCGCCAGCUGAGGGUUUGCGAUAAAGGCUGCGAGGCCGGACGUCUGCGUGCAAAAUACUCGGCACAGAUCGAAGACCUCCAGAUGAAGCUGCAGCACGCCGAAGCUGACCGCGAGCAGCUCCGAGCCGACUUAUUGCAAGAGCGGGAGGCCAGGGAGCACUUGGAGAGGGUGGUCAAAGAGCUACAGCACCAACUUUGGCCCAAAUCCAACAGCGACAAAAACUUGACAGCCAAGGACACGCCGUCAAAAAAGUAAUCCAGUAGCCAAGUCCCUCACGCCCCCUCCGUCCCCACAUCCGGUGCAGAGAUUCCAGACACUUCCCGCAAGAAUGGAAAACGGUCAUCUGGAGAAAUUCCACGCCCGCCCCCAACGAGGAAGUGCGCCACUUGAACUCUGACUCUCACCUUCAUCCUUGCAGAACUGAAAAGUUGAUCACAAGAGUGAUUACGUCUGUCUCAAGACAGGUUGGACAGUCGGUGACGGGAAAUGGAUCCGAAUAUUUUAGUCAAAGGGGAAAUGCCUCCACGUUGCUCCCUCGAGGACGGAAGAUUUUCAAGACAUGAUAAGCUACAUAGACUAUGACAAAUAAAUCCCAAGAUGAACAAUACAAACAUAUGAACUAUCCGCACGUGCCGUCAUGUUUUUUUUUUUCUUUUUUCUGAAUUCUUGCUUUUAAGCAACCCAACUGACAGGGAGGACAUAAUCAAGUCAUGUGUUAUUUCAAAUGUCUUCACGCAAUGAGCACAAGCGCUUGCAAAAUGAUGUCAUCGCAGUUUUUUAACGGGGUGGAAGGGGCACCGCACUUGUUUUGGAAGGAUCCAACUCUAUCCAUCGGUCUUUGUCCCCAAUGUCGCUCACGUGGGUCACCAGCCAGCCAUAUUUGCGUUGAAGCAUUUGGGGUCAACGCCCAGAGGUGUCGAAUCUACUACAGAUGCAAUAUUCCACAGGUGGGCGUGGCCUAUUUUUCUCAUCUCGAUACAGAGGAGUGAGAAAGCUGGCAUCUAUCGGACUUUGAUUCAUCCGUACAUCACAACUUUAUGAACUGUAUUGGAAGAACCACAAAUGUUCAUUAAAUUAAGGUUUGUAAAUAUAUAUCGACUUUUGGACUUAACAAUAAUGAAUGGCACUUUGUCCUAACAACAAACUGUUUGUAUGCGUUGUAAUCCAAUUUUUGUCUUAUUUUGAAAACAUCAUCUUAUACAUGAAUGCUACCGUAUACAAUUUUGUUGGUUAUAUUCAUUCUCUAUUAAGUAUUGUUCUGUUUACGCGAGGCAAAGUAUUGUAAAUAAACCGAAAGAAAAACAA
Messenger RNA from Syngnathus typhle (broad-nosed pipefish), 3727 nucleotides. It is a transcript of the gene skia, whose product is annotated as v-ski avian sarcoma viral oncogene homolog a. Gene Ontology annotation, molecular function: SMAD binding; RNA polymerase II cis-regulatory region sequence-specific DNA binding; DNA-binding transcription factor activity, RNA polymerase II-specific. The transcript is spliced from 7 exons. Gene Ontology annotation, biological process: negative regulation of BMP signaling pathway. NCBI's taxonomy places the organism in Eukaryota, Metazoa, Chordata, Actinopteri, Syngnathiformes, Syngnathidae. The record is from RefSeq and is a predicted model, not a curated record. The coding region runs from base 500 to 2677 and encodes 725 amino acids. Gene Ontology annotation, cellular component: nucleus.